This is a messenger RNA of Nerophis lumbriciformis (worm pipefish), 991 nucleotides long. It is a transcript of the gene aspdh, whose product is annotated as aspartate dehydrogenase domain containing. The record is from RefSeq and is a predicted model, not a curated record. Gene Ontology annotation, biological process: NAD+ biosynthetic process. Lineage: Eukaryota; Metazoa; Chordata; Actinopteri; Syngnathiformes; Syngnathidae. Gene Ontology annotation, molecular function: L-aspartate dehydrogenase [NAD(P)+] activity; NADP binding.
UCCCAGUCUGCGUUCCUGGUGUGAUCAUCACAACGCCCCCGACAUCGCGACAAAAUGGCAACGCCGCCGUCUUCUCGCCGCAUCGGCGUUGUCGGCUUCGGACAUCUCGGGCAGUACUUGGUGGAACGGAUCCUUCGAGACGGGGACUCGGCGGGCUUGACUCUGGCCUUCGUUUGGAACCGGAACCCCACAAAGCUCCGAGGUUUGGUUCCGGAUGAGCUGGUACUUGCGGACCUGUCGUCUUUCCCAGACAGGUCAUGUGACCUCAUCGUAGAGGUGUGCCAUCCUCAGGUGGUCAAAGAAUUUGGGCUCCACUUCCUGUCUGGCUCUCAUUUGAUGGUGGGUUCUCCCUCCGCCCUCGCCGAUCAUCAGCUGAAUGAGAAACUCCGCCAGGCGGCUCAGCAAUCUGGGAGAACACUUUACGUCCCCAGUGGUGCAUUGUGGGCCGGUCAGGACAUCCAGAGGCUGAACGACAGCCAGGCCUUAAAGGAUUUGUUUAUAAGAAUGUCCAAACAUCCGUCCUGCUUCCGGCUGGCAGGAGACGUCCCGUCUAAGUGGACCGAAGGCGAGGGCAGGCGGGUUUUGUUCAGCGGCUCGGUAGCCGAGCUGUGCCCCCUGGCGCCCAACAACGUCAACACCAUGGCGGCGGCGGCGGUGGCUGCUGGGAACCUGGGCUUCGACGGUGUCCGAGGGGAGAUCGUGUCCGACACGGCGUUGAGCGACUAUCAUGUAGUGGAAGUGGAGGUGACGGGCCCGGACGGAUUCUCUGUGCGCACAGUGAGGAGGAAUCCAGCCCGACUUGGUGCUGUAACCGGUAGUGCGACAUACAACUCGUUUUGGAGCAGUCUACUUGUUUGCAAAGGUCACGGAGGAAGAGUUUACUUGUGCUGAAGCCAGGAAGGAAGAAGAACACCCAGCAAGAAAAAAAGAGGACUGGAGGACAAGUGGGUCUCACUCUGUGCUGUGGACGCAAUAAACAACAUCAGUGGGA